ACUAAAAUGGGUUACAAACCGGAAUGUCAAAAUUAUUAUGACGUUUUCGUUUUCGUUUUAGUAAGCAGUGACGAAUAAGUGUUUAUUUGCCAUUUAAAAUCCAAAAUAUGGCUGCUGAAAUAAAACCUGCGCCUAGGACACCUAAUGACAGAUUUUCAACCACCAAAAAACCUGCUCUUCUAAGCAAAUUGGAAGGUUGUACUGACGACGUCAACGCUGCAGUUGUGAUUCCUGGCGAGGACGGAGUUAUUAGUGUUUGCGAUGAUAAGACAGUUCGAGUAUGGUUAAAGAGGGAUUCAGGACAGUAUUGGCCUAGUAUCUGUCAGUACAUGCCAUCAGGCUGUACAUCAAUGUUCUACACACCCGAAACCCGCCAGCUAUUUAUUGGUCAAGAAAAUGGAACUAUUUCUGAGUUUACACUGGCUACUGAUUGCAAUAGGAUAAAUCCCACACGAGAAUACCUAGCACACACCGCACGCGUCACUGCUGUGGUGUUUUCUCUGAGCUGUGAGUGGGUUCUCUCAGUGAGUCGAGAUAAACUAUUUUCAUACCACUGCAGUGAGACUGGUCGCAGGAUUGGUGGUUACUCCUUUGAGGCAUGGUGCACUGCCUUACAAUUUGAUUCUCAAUCAAAAUAUGCAUUUAUCGGAGAUUACAGCGGGCAGAUAACAAUGUUAAAAUUAGAUAAUAAUGGUGCAACCCUAGUCACGACAUUAAAAGGACACACUGGUUCUGUGCGAGUUUUGAACUGGGCUCCUAUACCGCAGUUACUGUUUAGUGGUUCCUUUGAUCAAACAAUUAUUGUUUGGGAUAUUGGUGGCCAGAAAGGGACAGCAUAUGAACUUCAAGGUCAUAGCAACAAGGUGACGGGGCUGUGGUACGUGGGCGGCUGCACGCGCCUGGUGUCGUGCGGCGAGGACGGCGCGCUGGGCGUGUGGGAGAUGGGCGUGGCGCGGCGCGAGACGCCGGCGUGGCGCGAGGCCGACCUGUGCCAGCUGUGUCGCGCGCCCUUCAUCUGGAACGUGCGCGCCAUGAUGGAGAAGAAGCAGCUCGGUCUCCGCCAGCACCACUGCCGCUGGUGCGGCGCGGCGGUGUGCGGCGCGUGCUCCCCGCACCGCCUGCCGCUGCCCGUCAUGGGCUUCGAGUUCCCGCAGCGCGUCUGCGCCGCCUGCUACGACACGCUGCGCCAUGAGCCACGCGAGUCGCUGGCGUCGUUCCACGACAUGAAGCACGCCGUGGCGUCGCUGUUCGUGGACGAGGCCACGGGCCGCAUGUGCACGGCGGGCAAGGAUCGCGUUAUCAAGGUAUGGGAUAUCAGUGUGCUGCUUGCGCCUGCGCCGAAACCGGGUACCAGCGACCAGUAGUCGUAACCGAACUUCGUGCGACGUCCAGCGAGUUCGAUAUUCGUUCAACUACACCACGUUGUAGCAAGUGUCUAACGAUAAAAUGAUAAACCGUGUAGAUUCGAAAUAUACAGAAUCGGAAAAAAAAUUGGAGUAAAUAUAUCCAGAUUAUUAAUUUAUUUCUAAGUUAAAAGAUGUUUUAUCUGUAUUAAUAUGUAUUGUAAAAACAUUCUUAUUGAUCUAUAAAUUUAUUCAUUCGAAAUUAGUAUAAUUUCAUAAAUAUAUUUAUGACAGAUCUGAAGCCGAUCGAAGAAAUAGAAAUUGAUUUGAAGUAUAGGAGUGAAUUAAUUGCCUGCAUUUUAUCUAUAUUUUU
Messenger RNA from Vanessa tameamea, 1716 nucleotides. RefSeq names its product WD repeat and FYVE domain-containing protein 2 (gene Wdfy2). The transcript is spliced from 9 exons. The record is from RefSeq and is a predicted model, not a curated record. Gene Ontology annotation, cellular component: early endosome. Gene Ontology annotation, molecular function: protein binding; metal ion binding. The coding region runs from base 108 to 1364 and encodes 418 amino acids. NCBI's taxonomy places the organism in Eukaryota, Metazoa, Arthropoda, Insecta, Lepidoptera, Nymphalidae.